UGACGGGACAGGCUGCUGUCCCUGCUGCAGGACUGGACAUGGCAGCGCUGCGCUUGCUGUACCGGGCUGCCCGCCCAGGCACGCCGGCCACUCUGUGCUACUUGCGCCCGCUCAGCACCGCUGCCCCCAGGCAGUCCUACAAGUAUGUCAACGUCCAGGACCCAGCCAUGGACAUCAAGUCUAUCACUGACCGGGCUGCUCAGACCCUACUGUGGACAGAGCUCUUCCGGGGCCUGGCCAUGACUCUGAGCUACCUCUUCCGGGAACCGGCCACUAUCAACUACCCCUUUGAGAAGGGCCCGCUGAGCCCUCGCUUCCGCGGGGAGCACGCGCUGCGCCGCUACCCGUCUGGGGAGGAGAGGUGCAUUGCCUGCAAACUCUGCGAGGCUGUCUGUCCGGCCCAGGCAAUCACCAUCGAGGCAGAGCCCAGAGCGGACGGCAGCCGCCGAACCCCCCGUCAGGCCGAGCCCGAGGAAGAACUUCUCCUGUCCCGCUUCUGGCAGGGCCCGAACUUUGAGUUCUCGACGGAGACGCACGAAGAGCUCCUCUACAACAAGGAGAAGCUGCUCAACAACGGUGACAAGUGGGAGGCCGAAAUCGCUGCCAACAUUCAGGCUGAUUACCUGUACCGGUGACCGCUGGACCCCGCGCAGCCUGCCCGCGCCGUGCCCUCCCUGCUCCUGUAAUAAAGAGCCUCGGGGUGCCGCCGCAGCCCUCUGUGCUGGAGGCAGCGGCCCCUUCCUAACCCAGA
Messenger RNA from Struthio camelus australis, 751 nucleotides. The record is from RefSeq and is a predicted model, not a curated record. NCBI's taxonomy places the organism in Eukaryota, Metazoa, Chordata, Aves, Struthioniformes, Struthionidae.